AUGGCAUCCGUGCUUGCAGGGGGUGUUGUUAAAAAAGUUUGUGAGAUGGCCAUCCAACAAGCGGCUAAUCAGAGCAGAUUUAUGGAAAUCAAUGCUGUCUUAAAUGAAGCCGAUGAAGAGAGCAGUAGUCAAAAGGAGUCUGUGAGAAACUGGCUUCAUAGAGUUCGGGACAUUGCCUGGGAGGCAGAGGACAUACUCGAAGAAUUUGCUGUGGAUCAUUCUUUGUACGCUAGUAAGGCCCAGAGUUGUAGUCAGUUGAUUCUUCGUCAUAAAAUGGGUAGAAGAAUUCAAAAGGUCAAUGCCCGGUUGAGCUCAGUUGUUGCAGAUGGAAACCAACUGAAUAUAGUUCGUGCUGCGGUGGCUCACAAAGAGGAAGCAGAAUCAAGUACACCCCAUGGGCAACAGUUUAAAAGAUGGAGUAUCCUGCCCGGCGAUUCGAAGCCAGUGGGGAUACAGUCCAAGAUUGAAAGCAUGGUGAGUUUGCUGGAAAAUCCCGAAAUUCCAAUUAUUGAAGUGGUUGGAAUGGGGGGAAUCGGCAAAACCUAUCUUCUUCAGCAUGUCUACAAUGGUAGAAAAGAUUAUAGGUAUGACAAAUCUGCAUGGCUUUCAGUUUCUCAGUCCUAUUCUGUUUCCAAGUUGCAGCGAGAUUUAGCCUUUCAAUUAGAUAAAGACUUAAGGAAAGAAAUUACGGAGAGUGAAAUAAGUGAUAUGAUAGCAGCAGAGUUGAUUUAUCGCUUUAUACUAGAGAAGAGAUGUCUUAUUGUUUUAGAUGAUGUAUGGAGGGCUAGUAGAGAAGGUGAUUUGCUUACCAAACUUGGCAUACCAUCUGGAGGUAAUAGCCAAUCCAAAAUUCUGGUUAGCACAAGAAACAGAGUGGUCGCUGCAAAUCUCAAUGCUGAGAUCUAUGAGAUGGAACGUCUGACAGAUGAACAGAGUUGGCGGCUGUUUUGUGCUCACGCAUUUCCCAAGUCUGAGGAAAAUAGAGCGCCGGAGAACUUGGAGGAGGUUGCUCGUAAGAUCGCGAAGAAAUGUGGGGAGUUGCCACUUGCAAUCAAAAUCACAGCACUACAUUGCUAA
Messenger RNA from Cryptomeria japonica (Japanese cedar), 1077 nucleotides. Its product is annotated as putative disease resistance protein At1g50180. The coding region runs from base 1 to 1077 and encodes 358 amino acids. Gene Ontology annotation, biological process: defense response to other organism. The record is from RefSeq and is a predicted model, not a curated record. Lineage: Eukaryota; Viridiplantae; Streptophyta; Pinopsida; Cupressales; Cupressaceae. Gene Ontology annotation, molecular function: ADP binding. The transcript is spliced from 2 exons.